AUGGAUACUGAGAUGUUCAACAGUUACGCUGGACGAGACUUCACUUGCCCUCGAGCAAACCCAAGUUUAUCCCUUUUGAUUACUCAGCUCGCCUUCCGCCUCGAGGUGCACACGGCCGGCUACGUGGGCUUCGGCUUCUCGCCCACCGGGGCCAUGGCUGCGGCCGACGUCGUCGUGGGCGGGGUGGCCCACGGGCGGCCCUACCUCCAGGAUUAUUUUACAAAUGCAAACAGAGAAUUGAAAAAAGAUGCUCAGCAAGAUUACCACCUAGAAUAUGCCAUGGAAAAUAGUACACACACAAUAAUUGAAUUUACCAGAGAACUGCAUACAUGUGAUGGAAAUGACAAGAGUAUAACGGAGAGCACGAUGAGGGUGAUCUGGGCCUACCACCACGAAGACGUGGGAGCAGCGGGUCCCAAGUACCACAACUCCAAUCGCGGCACCAAGAGUCUGCGGUUAUUGAAUCCGGAGAAAACCAAUGUGUUGUCUACAGCCGUACCAUACUUUGACCUGGUAAAUCAGGACGUCCCCAUCCCAAACAAAGGUACAACUUACUGGUGCCAAAUGUUUAAGAUUCCUGUGCUCCAAGAAAAGCAUCAUGUUAUCAAGGUUGAGCCUGUGAUCCAGAGAGGCCACGAGAGUCUGGUCCAUCACAUCCUGCUCUAUCAGUGCAGCAGCAACUUCAGCGACAGCGUUCUGGACUUCGGCCACGAGUGCUACCACCCUAACAUGCCCGACGCCUUCCUUACCUGCGAGACCGUCAUUUUUGCCUGGGCCAUUGGUGGAGAGGGUUUUUCCUAUCCACCUCAUGUUGGAUUAUCCCUCGGCACUCCGUUAGAUCCUCAUUAUGUGCUUCUGGAAGUCCAUUAUGACAAUCCGACAUAUAAGGAAGGCUUAAUAGAUAAUUCUGGACUGAGGUUAUUUCACACGACAGAUAUAAGGAAAUACGAUGCUGGGGUGAUUGAGGCUGGCCUCUGGGUGAGCCUCUUCCAUACCAUCCCUCCAGGCCUGCCUGAGUUCCGGUCUGAGGGUCACUGCACGCUGGAAUGCCUGGAAGAGGCUCUGGAAGCUGAAAAGCCAAGUGGCAUCCACGUGUUUGCUGUCCUGCUCCACGCUCACCUGGCGGGCAGAGGCAUCAGGCUGCGUCAUUUUCGCAAAGGGGAGGAAAUGAGACUACUUGCCUAUGAUGACAAUUUUGACUUCAAUUUCCAGGAGUUUCAGUAUCUAAAGGAAGAGCAAACAAUCUUACCAGGAGAUAAUCUAAUUACUGAGUGUCGCUACAACACAAAAGAUAGAGCCCGGAUGACUUGGGGAGGAUUAAGCACCAGGAAUGAAAUGUGUCUCUCAUACCUUCUUUAUUACCCAAGAAUUAAUCUUACUCGAUGUGCAAGUAUUCCAGACAUUAUGGAACAGCUUCAGUUCAUUGGUGUUAAGGAGAUCUACAGGCCAGUCACGACCUGGCCUUUCAUUAUCAAAAGCCCCAAGCAGUAUAAAAACCUUUCUUUCAUGGAUGCAAUGAAUAAGUUUAAAUGGACUAAGAAGGAAGGUCUUGCCUUCAAUAAGCUUGUCCUCAGCCUACCGGUGAACGUGAGAUGUUCAAAGACAGACAACGCAGAGUGGUCGAUUCAAGGGAUGACAGCCUUACCUCCAGAUAUAGAAAGACCCUAUAAAGCGGAGCCUGUGGUGUGUGCAGCAUCUUCCUCUUCUUUGCACGGAAGUGUCUCUCUCAAGCUGCUUCUGUGGUCCUCGGUCCUGGGCGGGGCGCUAAGCAGCUCCCGCUCGUGGCCGUAAUCCUGUUGUGCUCGGGGACCACGUUUUCUGUGAUCUGAACCUGACGCUGAAUGUGCAGGUUAGAGACACUCUGGGCGUGAGGGGUGAGCGUGAAGGGGGUGGAGGCCUUCCUUUCUACGUCCCCUGCCUCCCCUCCCCGUCCUUCUCAGGCUCUUUGAGGGAUGUCCGUUGGCUUCUCGUCUUUUGCUCAGAAAUGUCUGAUAAAAUGUAUCCAUCGCCAAAUAAAGCAAAACUGGCCUGACUUAACCUUUAAAAAAA
Vicugna pacos (alpaca) is the source of this 2049-nucleotide messenger RNA. RefSeq names its product monooxygenase DBH like 1 (gene MOXD1). Gene Ontology annotation, cellular component: secretory granule membrane. Gene Ontology annotation, molecular function: copper ion binding; dopamine beta-monooxygenase activity. NCBI's taxonomy places the organism in Eukaryota, Metazoa, Chordata, Mammalia, Artiodactyla, Camelidae. The record is from RefSeq and is a predicted model, not a curated record. Gene Ontology annotation, biological process: norepinephrine biosynthetic process; dopamine catabolic process; octopamine biosynthetic process.